AGUGAUGAUGAUGCUGCUGCUGCCUUCAAUGCGGUGGAGGAAGAUAACUAUUGUCUAAUUCGGGGAUUCCGGUGGAUCGACUGGGUUCAUAACGGCAUGUCCUUCCAGAAGACGAAGAAGUCUGCAGCAUUUCACCUCCAUGCUCUAUUUAAAUAUUCAAUACCUCGGGAAUUCUGCCGCGAACUCCGGGAUAAUUCUAACAAACCACGUUGUCUGUCUAUCGGGUGUUGGAGUGCAGAAUAAUGGCCAGAGCAGUGGGACACUAACGAAGAUGGGGCCUGCACCUGUUUCUGCUUGGCUCUGUGCCUAGCUAACUCCUGGAGACCAGACUGGACUGGACUGCUGCCAGGAUAUUUGGUUGAUAAGGAAGGGGAAGAGGAACAGAUAGCCUUGAAUUAGUUUUGUUGUUUGUCCUGUUUGUGACCCAUUACCCAAACCAGCUCACUUCAACAUUCUGCAGCAAUCUUCACUUGUUUUUGUAAAUGUGGUAGUUCCUGGACUCCUAAACGUAGGCUACAGUAUGUGCUAGUUCCUGGACUCCUAAACGUAGGCUACAGUAUGUGCUAGUUCCUGGACUCCUAAACGUAGGCUACAUUAUGUGCUAGUUCCUGGACUCCUAAACGUAGGCUACAUUAUGUGCUAGUUCCUGGACUCCUAAAUGUAGGCUACAGUAUGUGCUAGUUCCUGGACUCCUAAACGUAGGCUACAGUAUGUGCUAGUUCCUAGAUUCCUAAACAUAUGGAUUCUAUCAUGUCCCCAGAACAUUUUCUGUAGCCUGUUCUCUGUAUAAUAACUGACCAUUUUUGGGAUUUUAUUCCCAGUUUUUCAACUCAAUGGAGAGGCUAAGAAGAUAAUCAGGAUAGAGAGGCAAAGCUAAAGAGACGCAUUGGAAUCAUAUUAUUUCUGUAAACUUUAGGGAAAACACAACAACAGUGUAGACUGGAGAUCAUUUCUGCCUCUCUCAGCGGUGGUGGAUUAAAAGCAACGAGACCUAGUUGGAGGGAUUAGGGCCAGAAGGGGAAGAUGAUAAGCAGCAAGGGGCAACGUGAAGGUCGGGCUGUGUGGCCCCUGCUAUUGACUGGGCUGUUGUUGACAGUCAUGGCCACGGCCUUGGAGUACGAGGGAGUCCCUGGCCAGUGGGCACGGUACGGCCGCUGGGAGGCCAAGGUCACAGGUGAGCUGAGCUUCACUCUGAAGACCAACAUCAGCAAGGCCCUGGUGCUCUACCUGGACGAUGGAGGGAACUGUGACUUCCUGGAGCUACUGAUCACAGAUGGCCGGCUGCAUCUGCGCUUCACCAUCCACUGCGCAGAGCCUGCCUCCCUGCACACGGAGACCCACGUCAACGACCAGCGCUGGCACCGCGUGCUGCUCACCCGCAACUACAGAGAGACCAGCCUGGUGGUGGACAACGAGGAGAAGGUGGCCAAAGUCAAGUCCAAGAGGAGUGAGAUGGUGGUGGCCAGUGACCUUUACGUAGGCGGCAUCUCGCCAGAUGUGCGCCUAUCUGCCCUCACGUCCAGCACCGUCAAAUAUGAGCCACCCUUCCAGGGCCUGAUUGCCAACUUGAAGCUGGGGGAGACCCUCCCAGUGCUCCUGGAUGGCCAAAGUGUUCAGAAUGAUUUGGAAUACCUGUGUAUUAAACAGAACCCCUGUAGCAACAGAGGCCUCUGCUCCAUCCACCAGGGAGAGGUCCUCUGUGACUGCACCAACACUGGCUACAAGGGAAGCUACUGCCAUGAAGUUAUCCAGAAAGCAGCGGAAGGUCUGGCGCACAUGAAGUCAAACCGCCAAGCCGAAUCAUUGCAAUCUGCACAAGAGGAGUCAGUGGCCACCUACAAAGGCAACGAGUUUUUCAGCUAUGAUCUGUCUCAGACACCCAUCCAGAGCAGCCUGGACGAGAUUACUUUGUCCUUCCGCACACUGCAGAGGAACGGCCUCCUGCUCCACACCGGGAAGUCAGCUGACUAUGUUAACCUAUCCCUGAGGAGUGGCGCUGUGUGGCUGGUCAUCAACCUCGGCUCCGGGGCCUUCGAGGCCAUGGUGGAGCCUGCCAACGGCAAGUUCAACGACAAUGCCUGGCACGAAGUCCGCGUCACACGCAACCUGCGCCAGGUGACCAUCUCUGUGGAUGGGAUCCUGACCACCACUGGCUACACCCAGGAGGACUACACCAUGCUAGGCUCAGAUGACUUGUUCUACAUUGGCGGGAGUCCCAACACAGCUGACCUCCCUGGCUCCCCGGUCAGCAAUAACUUCAUGGGCUGUCUCAAAGAUGUGGUCUACAAGAACAAUGAGUUCAGGCUGGAGCUGUCUCGUCUGGCUGCAGAGCGGGACCCUCAGGUCAGUGUUCACGGCGACCUGACCUUCCACUGUGAGGACGUGGCGGCCCUGGAGCCGGUCACCUUCGACACGCCCGCCGCCUACCUCACCCUGCCCAGGUGGAAAACCAAGAAGACUGGCUCCAUCUCUUUUGACUUCCGCACCACGGAGCCCAGCGGCCUGCUGCUGUUCAGCCACGGUGACAGGCGUCUGCAGGGCCUAGACAGACAGCCGGAGGGGCAGUCCAGGGCUGACUACUUUGCUAUGGAGCUCCUGGACGGCUUCCUCUAUCUGGUGAUGGACAUGGGCUCUGGCAGCAUCAAGAUGAAAGCCAGCAACAAGAGGGUCAACGAUGGGGAGUGGUGCCAUGUGGACUUCCAGAGGGAUGGGCGUAAGGGCCUGAUCUCAGUGAACAGCCGCAGCAUACCAUUCUCUGCUAACGAAGGCAGUGAGAUCUUAGACCUGGAGGGUGACAUGUACCUCGGGGGUCUGCCUGAGGCACGUGAGGGCCUCAUCCUCCCCCCAGAAGUCUGGACGGCCCCCCUCAACCUGGGCUACGUGGGCUGCAUGCGGGACCUGUUCAUGGAUGGGCGGAGCCGGGACCUGAGGAGACUGUCAGAGAUUCAGAGUGCCUCUGGAGUCAGCAGCUUCUGCACCAGGGAAACACACAUCAGGUGUGGCAGAGACAUCUGUUCCAACGGUGGGCAGUGCCGCGAGGGCUGGAACCGGCAUGUGUGUGACUGCACCAGCACGGGCUACCUGGGCCCCAACUGUGAGAGUGAGGCCACGGUGCUGAGCUACGAUGGCAGCAUGUAUCUGAAGGUGACGCUGCCGUUGAGCAUGCACACGGAGGCCGAGGACGUGGCGCUGCGCUUUAUGUCCCAGAGGGCCUUUGGGCUGCUUGUGGCCACUACCUCCCAAGACUCCGCUGACACCCUGCGUCUGGAGCUGGACGCGGGCCGGGUCAAACUCACCGUCAACCUGGAUUGUAUCAGGAUAGACUGUAACCUCAGUAAAGGCCCAGAGACACUGUUAGCAGGACAGAAGCUGAACGACAAUGAGUGGCACUCAGUGAAGGUGGUGCGUCGUGGGAAGAACCUGCAGCUCUCUGUGGACAACGUGACUGUGGAAGGCCAUAUGACCGGUGCCCAUACUCGCCUGGAGUUCCACAACAUUGAGACGGGCAUCAUGACCGAGCGCCGUUUUAUCUCCGUGGUGCCAUCUAACUUCAUAGGGCACCUGCAGGCCCUCUCAUUCAAUGGCGUGCCCUACCUGGACCAGUGUAAGAACGGAGACAUCUCCUACUGCGAGCUCAACGCCCGCUUCGGCAUGCGCCACAUCGUGGCUGACCCUGUGACCUUCCACAGUCGGGCUAGCUGCCUGGCCUUCUCCACCCUGCAGGCCUAUGCCUCCAUGCACCUCUUCUUUCAGUUCAAGACCACCAGCCUCGAUGGCCUGCUGCUCUUCAGCUCUGGAGACGGCAGUGACUUCAUCGUUGUGGAGCUGGUCAAAGGGUACAUUCAUUACGUGUUUGACCUGGGGAACGGGCCGUCACUCAUGAAGGGCAACUCUGAGAAGCCUCUCAACGACAACCAGUGGCACGAUGUGGUGGUCUCCCGGGACGACAAUAACGUGCACAUCCUCAAAAUCGACUCCCACACCGUCACCCAGCACUCCAACGGAGCCCGCAACCUGGAUCUCAAAGGGGAGCUGUAUGUUGGUGGUGUGGGGAAGAGCAUGUACAGCAGCCUGCCCAAGCUGGUUGCGUCCCAGGACGGGUACCAGGGCUGCCUGGCCUCUCUGGACCUGAAUGGGAGACUCACUGACAUGUUGGCAGAUGCCCUCCACAGGGUGGGCCAGGUGGAGCGCGGCUGUGGAGGCCUGAGCACAACCUGUACAGAGGACUCCUGCCAUAACCAGGGGGUGUGUCUCCAGCAGUGGGAGGGCUUCUCCUGUGACUGCACCAUGACUACCUACGGAGGAGCAUUCUGCAGUGACCCUGGAGCCACGUAUAUCUUUGGGAGAGGAGGGGCCCUCAUCACGUACACCUGGGCCCCCAACGAGCGGCCGAGCACCAGAGCAGACCGGCUAGCUGUGGGCUUCAGUACUCAGCAGAAAGACGCCAUCUUGGUCCGAGUGGAGAGCACCAAUGGACUGGGAGACUACCUGCAGCUACACAUAGAACAAGGAAAGAUUGGUGUGAUCUUCAACGUGGGGACAGAUGACAUCACCAUUGACGAGCCGGCUGUCAUAGUUAGCGAUGGCAAGUACCAUGUUGUGCGCUUCACACGCAGUGGUGGCAACGCCACCCUCCAGGUGGACAACCAGCCGGUCGAGCGGUACCCGCCAGGGAACUUUGAUAAUGAGCGCCUGGCUAUUGCUAGACAAAGAAUCCCAUACCGACUUGGUCGGGUAGUUGACGAGUGGCUACUCGACAAAGGACGACAGCUGACCAUCUUCAACAGCCAGGCAGCGAUAAAGAUUGGGGGUCAGGAUAAGGGCCGGCCGUUUCAGGGCCAGAUCUCUGGCUUCUACUAUAACGGCCUGCAGGUGCUGACACUGGCGGCAGAGAGUGACCCCAGUGUCCAGGCCGAGGGGAACCUGAGGCUGGUGGGAGACUCCAUGUCUGUCUUGACCACUGAGACCAUCUCCACCACCCCACUGGCGGCCUCCGACAUGUCCACCACCAUCAUGGAGACCACCACCACCAUGGCCACCACCACCACCCGCAGGCAACGCUCCCCCAGCAUGAGGGAGAGCAUCUCCCAGCCUCAGAACUCAGAUGACAUCUUGGUGGCUUCUGCAGAGUGUCCCAGUGAUGACGAGGACCUGGAGGAGUGUGAGCCUGGAACAGGAGGUGAAUUAGUGUUGCCUAUAAUAACAGUGGAUUCCCUUGAGCCCCCAUCCAUCGCCACCCGUUACCCUGCUAUCCCCCCUCCUCCCACCUCCCUGUCCCCACUUGAGACCACCAAAGAGUCCCUGAUGCUGUCCAACCCUCACCCUCCCUGCCCCCCGGAUCAGGAGGACUGCGGUGACCCUGUGGAGGUCUCGGCCUUCGGUUCUGGGGAGAUGACGGAAUCAGAUGAUGAGGACUUUUACAAAAACUCCCCUCUGGUCACUGACAGGACAGUCCUGCCUCCUCCUCCUCCCUCCGCUGUCGGUGAGGGCGGGGCACAGAAACCCCACAAUCCCCGCCCCCCUCCUUCUACUCCCACCACCAACCCUGACCAGCUCCACAUCCCCGCGGGCAAAAUGAACACCCGUGACCAGGUGCUUCUGCCCCCUGCCCCUCCGUCAUCCCGGUAUACACCAGGACUAACUUACCCCCCCAAUUUCCCCCAUGUGCCCACAGCCGACCCUACAGCCCCCGGUGAGAAGGUCAUGCACCCCGGCCUGGUGGAUAGGAUCGGAGAGUCCAGUAGCACCACAGGGAUGGUGGUUGGUAUUGUGGCAGCUGCAGCCCUCUGCAUUCUCAUCCUCCUCUACGCCAUGUACAAGUACCGCAACCGUGACGAGGGCUCCUACCAGACGGACCAGGGACACAACUUCAUCAGCAACCCAGUUGCCGAGGGCAACGGGGCCGUGGUCAAACUAGAGAAGACACCAAGCACAACAACGGCUGCAGUAGCGAAGACAGUAACCAAGGGCAAGAAGAACAAAGACAAAGAGUAUUACGUCUAAGAGAGGGGAUAGAGAACGAGAGAACGAGAGAGAUAGGCUAGAGCAGGGUUUCCCAACUCCUCGAGUACCCCGGA
Coregonus clupeaformis (lake whitefish) is the source of this 6077-nucleotide messenger RNA. Its product is annotated as neurexin-2-beta-like. The record is from RefSeq and is a predicted model, not a curated record. Bases 1024 to 6003 code for a protein of 1659 amino acids. The transcript has 22 exons. Lineage: Eukaryota; Metazoa; Chordata; Actinopteri; Salmoniformes; Salmonidae.